This is a messenger RNA of Rhododendron vialii, 3738 nucleotides long. RefSeq names its product ubiquitin-activating enzyme E1 1-like. The coding region runs from base 360 to 3656 and encodes 1098 amino acids. Gene Ontology annotation, molecular function: ubiquitin activating enzyme activity. The transcript has 7 exons. Gene Ontology annotation, biological process: DNA damage response; ubiquitin-dependent protein catabolic process; protein ubiquitination. Gene Ontology annotation, cellular component: cytoplasm; nucleus. Lineage: Eukaryota; Viridiplantae; Streptophyta; Magnoliopsida; Ericales; Ericaceae. The record is from RefSeq and is a predicted model, not a curated record.
CUUCCCAGCUCUUCUCUCUCUACAAGUUACAAACAGAGCAGACAGAGAUGUACCCAAUCCUGAUCCCAUAAUCGUCUCUCACCUUGAACCCAGAACAGAACUCCCAAUUCAAUUCCAACUCCAAUUCACAAGGCCUACUAGUAUUAUAAUACUAUUCCCCUACCUCUUCGCUUUCUUCACUCCAUCAAUUUCCUCUUCUGCAAUCUUCUUUGCUUACACCCCACGCCACCUCUCUCUUGAUAAUAUUCUUUGCUUCCCAACUUCUAACUCUCCCUCUCUGACCUUCCUCACAUUCAGGUAUAUAUGUUUAUUUUUGUGUAUUUGUAUGCAUACGCGUAUGUCAAUUGGCGAUAACGAUAAUGGUGUCCAACAGCACUACUUCACAGCGCCUUAUGCGUCCUGCAGCCGGGAAGAGACCUGUUGGAGGAGAGGUUGAUCGAGUGGACCCCACCAAAAAGCAAAAGAUCGAUUUUUUAUCGUCGGAGGCCACCGGCGGAGGGGCAACGACGGGGACGAUGGGAGGGACGGCUAACGGCAGCGGUUACGGUUGUGGUAAUGGGAAGGCGCCGAUGACGGCGGCGGCAGCGGGCGGGGGGAAUUCGCAGGAUAUCGACGAGGACUUGCACAGCCGACAGCUGGCGGUGUACGGCCGCGAGACAAUGCGGCGGCUGUUUGCGUCGAGCGUGCUUGUUUCGGGGAUGAAUGGCCUCGGUGCCGAAAUCGCGAAGAACCUUGUUCUUGCUGGAGUUAAGUCUGUGACCUUGCAUGACGAGGGAAAUGUGGAGUUAUGGGACUUGUCGAGCAAUUUUAUUUUCUCUGAGGAUGAUGUGGGGAAGAAUCGGGCACUUGCUUCUGUCCAAAAGCUGCAAGAACUGAAUAACUCUGUGGUGAUUUCAACUUUAACAGCUGAAUUGACCAAGGAACAACUUUCUGAUUUUCAGGUUGUAGUAUUUACUGAUAUCAGCUUGGAGAAGGCAAUUGAAUUUGAUGAUUACUGCCAUAGUCAUCAGCCUCCAAUCGCUUUGAUCAAAUCUGAAGUACGAGGUCUUUUUGGCAGUGUGUUUUGCGACUUUGGCCCUGAGUUUACAAUUUUUGAUGUUGACGGUGAGGAUCCACACACAGGCAUUAUAGCAUCAAUUAGCAAUGACAAUCCUGCUCUUGUCGCAUGUGUUGAUGAGAGGCUUGAGUUUCAGGAUGGAGACCUGGUUGUGUUCUCUGAAGUUCAUGGAAUGGCAGAAUUGAAUGAUGGACGACAAAGAGAAGUUAAAAAUGCAAGGCCAUACUCAUUCAUGAUUGAGGAAGAUACAACGAACUACAACACAUAUGAAAAAGGUGGUAUUGUGACUCAGGUGAAGCAACCUAAUGUAUUGAACUUCAAGCCGUUACGAGAAGCACUAAAAGAACCUGGCGAUUUUCUUUUGAGUGACUUCUCCAAGUUUGAUCGUCCGCCUCUUCUCCACUUGGCAUUCCAAGCAUUGGACAAGUUUAUAUUGGAGUUGGGACGCUUCCCUGUUGCUGGAUCAGAGGAGGAUGCACAGAAACUGAUAUCUUUGGUCUCUGACAUCAACAACGGCUUAGAAGCUGGAAGAAUUGAAGAGAUUGACCAAAAAUUUAUUCAGAGCUUUGCGUUUGGUGCUAGGGCAGUGCUAAAUCCCAUGGCAGCCAUGUUUGGUGGCAUUGUUGGACAGGAAGUUGUGAAAGCUUGCUCUGGCAAGUUCCAUCCACUUUUUCAGUUUUUCUAUUUUGACUCUGUUGAGUCCCUUCCAUCCGAACCCCUGGAUCCCAGCGACUUGAAGCCCUUGAACUGUCGUUAUGAUGCACAAAUCUCGGUUUUUGGAGCCAAGCUUCAGAAAAAGCUAGAGGAUGCUAAAGUUUUUAUUGUGGGAUCCGGUGCACUAGGGUGCGAGUUUUUGAAGAAUGUAGCUCUCAUGGGCGUUUGUUGUGGUAAUCAAGGUAAGCUAACAAUUACGGAUGAUGAUGUCAUUGAGAAGAGCAACCUUAGCAGGCAGUUUCUUUUCCGCAAUUGGAACAUUGGUCAAGCCAAAUCGACAGUUGCUGCUUCAGCUGCCUCUUUGAUAAAUCCUAAUCUCCACAUUGAAGCUCUACAAAACCGUGCUUCCCCCGAGACGGAAAAUGUGUUUGAUGAUACUUUUUGGGAGAAUCUGAGUGUUGUCAUUAAUGCACUGGAUAAUGUGAAUGCCAGGCUCUACAUUGAUCAAAGGUGCUUAUAUUUCCAGAAACCGCUUCUGGAAUCGGGAACUUUAGGUGCCAAGUGCAACACUCAGACGGUCAUUCCUCACUUGACUGAGAACUAUGGUGCCUCAAGGGACCCACCUGAGAAACAAGCGCCCAUGUGUACAGUGCACUCAUUCCCACAUAAUAUCGACCACUGCUUGACUUGGGCUCGAUCAGAAUUCGAGGGUUUGCUAGAGAAGACACCAGCUGAAGUAAAUGCUUAUUUGACCAGUCCAAGUGAGUAUACAUCUGCAAUGAAGAAUGCUGGUGACGCACAGGCUAGGGAUAAUUUGGAACGUGUUCUUGAAUGCCUUGACAAGGAGAGAUGUGAGACGUUCCAAGACUGCGUAACCUGGGCCCGAUUAAGGUUUGAAGACUACUUUGCUAACCGCGUGAAGCAAUUGACAUUCACUUUCCCCGAGGAUGCUGUUACCAGUAAUGGCACACCAUUCUGGUCUGCUCCCAAGCGCUUUCCCCUGCCAUUGCAGUUCUCUGCUGAUGAUCCCGCCCACCUUCAGUUUGUUAUGGCUGGAUCGAUAUUACGAGCAGAGACCUUUGGCGUCCUAAUUCCUGACUGGGUUAAGUCUCCUAAGAAGUUAGCUGAUGCUGUGAACAAUGUAGAAGUCCCUGAUUUCCAGGCGAAGAGAGAUGUGAAGAUAGCGACAGAUGAGAAAGCUACUAGUCUUUCGACGGCAUCCAAUGAUGAUGAUGCCGUGAUCAGUGAGUUGGUAAUGAAAUUAGAAAUAUGCCAGAAGCGACUGCCGCCAGGUUUCAAGAUGAACCCGAUUCAGUUUGAGAAGGACGAUGACACCAACUAUCAUAUGGAUCUAAUUGCUGGACUUGCCAACAUGAGGGCAGGGAAUUAUAGCAUUCCAGAAGUAGACAAGCUCAAGGCCAAGUUCAUCGCAGGGAGGAUCAUACCUGCAAUUGCAACAUCAACUGCCAUGGCCACAGGUCUUGUUUGCCUGGAACUGUACAAAGUCCUAAGUGGUGAUCACAAAAUAGAGGACUACAGGAACACCUUUGCAAAUUUAGCACUCCCUCUUUUUUCCAUAGCGGAGCCAGUUCCUCCCAAGGCGCUCAAGCACCAAGACAUGAACUGGACUGUGUGGGACAGGUGGAUUGUGAGAGAUAAUCCAACUUUGAAAGAGCUUCUCCUAUGGCUGAAAAGCAAGGGACUGAGUGCUUCCAUCAUCUCCUACGGCAGUUGCUUGCUCUACAAUAGCAUGCUCCCAAGUCACAAAGACCGGUUGGGCCGGAAGAUGGUGGAUUUAGUUAGGGAAGUGGCGAAAGCAGAAUUGCCUCCGUACAGGCGGCAUUUUGAUAUUGUGGUGUCUUGUGAGGAUGACGAAGACAAUGACGUUGAUAUUCCUCAAAUUUCUGUAUAUUUCAGGAAGUGGAUACGUGAUAACCUGUACUAAGUACUCCCUACACGCCCCCAAUGGCUGUCUCUCUCUUCCCUUUGGCACCUUCCAGCUCGGAUUUUUUAGUUAGCUUGAUGUU